Osmerus eperlanus (European smelt) is the source of this 2116-nucleotide messenger RNA. It is a transcript of the gene mutyh, whose product is annotated as mutY DNA glycosylase. The coding region runs from base 248 to 1684 and encodes 478 amino acids. The transcript is spliced from 15 exons. The record is from RefSeq and is a predicted model, not a curated record. Gene Ontology annotation, molecular function: 8-oxo-7,8-dihydroguanine DNA N-glycosylase activity; purine-specific mismatch base pair DNA N-glycosylase activity; adenine/guanine mispair binding. Gene Ontology annotation, cellular component: nucleus. NCBI's taxonomy places the organism in Eukaryota, Metazoa, Chordata, Actinopteri, Osmeriformes, Osmeridae. Gene Ontology annotation, biological process: base-excision repair; mismatch repair.
AAUUUGUCAUUAAACCGACAGACGAAGAAGAACGCACUCUCUGUCAAUGUGUGGCGGGAACAAUGUGCAUGCUGGGGAUGAAAAUAAACCAAAUAAAACGGCAGAGUUUGGGACAAAUUGACUGACUUAGUUAGUGAUGUAUAAAACAAAAGUGCCGGAUGUUCAAUGCUAGCCAUUUGCUGUCACGGACAUCAAACGAGUUUGUUUUUGCUGUAGCCUUCCAAAGAAUAACCGAGUAUUUGCAGUCAUGAGGAGGCUACGUUCAGAAGUACAAAAAACUGAGAGUGUUGCACUUCACAUUAUGGAAUCAUCAAAAUCACUACGAAAGAGGUCGAAACCAGCAAACGUGAAAGAAGAGUUUUCAGAGGCCACUUCAUCCUCCACGUGCCACCAUUUCCAUGAUCAAGGUGAGAUUGGGCUCUUCAGGACACAUCUAUUGGACUGGUAUGACCAGAAUAAGAGGGAGCUGCCCUGGAGAACAGUGGCAUGUAAGGAAAAAGACAUUAACACAAGAACAUACUCAGUUUGGGUGUCAGAAAUCAUGUUGCAGCAGACCCAAGUUGCCACUGUGAUUGACUACUACAAUAAGUGGAUGAAGAGGUGGCCCACAGUGCAGGAUCUUGCAGCUGCUUCUCUGGAGGAAGUGAAUCAGAUGUGGGCAGGACUUGGGUACUAUUCCCGUGGAAAGAGACUUCAUGAAGGUGCUCAGAAGGUAGUGUCACAGUUGAGUGGAGAGAUGCCAAAGACUGUGGAGACUUUACAGAAGCUACUGCCGGGAGUAGGACGCUACACUGCUGGGGCUGUCGGCUCCAUUGCACUGGGCCAGGUGACUGGAGUCGUUGAUGGGAAUGUGAUUCGUGUACUGUGUCGGGUACGAGCCAUUGGGGCUUACACGACAAGCACAGCUGUGCAAGAAGCACUAUGGACUAUAGCCAAUACACUUGUGGACCCUGAGAGACCGGGAGAUUUUAACCAGUCUAUGAUGGAGUUGGGCGCACGGGUGUGCACGCCUAAAGGACCUCUUUGUGACCAGUGUCCCAUACAGUUUCACUGCCACUCCUACCUCAAGGUUCACGUCAAACAGGAAGAGAACUCAAAGAGGCUCUUGGGGAAUUUCAACAUGGUACCUACAUUGCUGAACGACAUAGAAGACUGCAUGACGUCAGGAACAUGUAACCUGUGCCCCUCGGAACCCUGGGAUGAUGAGCUGGGAGUUCGGAACUUCCCCAAAAAGCCAGUGAAGAAGGCUCCGCGAGUGGAGAACACCCUUACCUGUGUGGUUGCACGGCCAGGAGAGGAUGGAAAUAACCAUUACUUGCUAACUCAGAGGCCAGGCAAAGGCUUGUUGGCUGGGAUGUGGGAGUUCCCCAGCCUGCUCCUGGAUGGGGGGAAAAACUCUCAAAUGAAACAGAAGGGGGCACUGUGUGCCGAAAUGGGAAGGAUGCUUGGAAUCCAUCUGAACAAAGAACAUCUGCAGUAUGUGGGAGAGGUGGUCCAUAUAUUCUCCCACAUCCACCAGACAUAUAUAGUGUACAAUGUGUGUUUGGAGAAGGAUGGAGAAGGAAAGGAGGCAAUGUCUGAUACCACACGUUGGAUUACCAGACUGGCCCUGCAAGAGGCUGCUGUGUCCACGGCAGUCAAGAAGAUUAUGAAGCUCUAUGAUGCUAUGGAGGUUAAAGAGUGACAAAUUGAGAAGUGGCUGUGUAAAUCAGGAUGGGAAGAAGAGGAAAACCUCCAGUGUGAAGACAUCAAAACUCGAAAGGUUGGACUCAGUGUUCUUCAGGACAGCGAAAGAAGAAUCAUGACAAGCUGCUUAACUUACUCUCAAGCGCACACACGCAUUACAAGCUGCUCAUACUCCUUGCAGUACUGGCUCAUUCUCAUUUUGUUUUAAACCAACAUAACUGUUAAUGAGUUGUCAGGACUGCAAAGCGUCUGAUUUGAACACAUUUUAUGUAUUUUAGCAUACAGGUGUAUACUUUAGUUACACAUUGCAUUGUAUUAUGUUACAUCUUGAAUAUAAAAUAAUGGACUUUUUAUAGGAUUUAACAGAUGUCAUUAACAUUACAAACCAUUUGUAAAAAUACAUUUUAUACCAAAUGUGAUUGUUUUAUUG